AUGUCUUCUUUCAAAAUCCUCGCCACCUCGCUUUUCCUCGCUGCAGGAGCCAUCGCCAGUCCUGUCCAGUCCGAUGGCAUUAGCCUCGUGCCCCGACAACGAUGCAGCGGUGCCAUAGGAACCAUAUACACUGGUACCGCGUGCUUUAACUUUUCCGGGGAUGAAAUUGAAGUAUGUGCAAGCAGCGUUACAUGUCGAAACACGGACGAUAUAACCGGAACACUCGGUAUCGGAUCGAUCGAGCUUUCAAGUAACGCCUGCGAGAUUAAGAUUUUCAGCGAGCUUGACUGCGGAAAUCCACGUCGCCGUGUUAACAUGCGGACUAUCUGGAGCACUCUCCUGCUGCCCUCGCUCCUCGGUGGGGUUCAAGGAGCAGCAGUAAAGGUGCCUCGCAGUGAAUAUUCAUCGAAGAUAGAAGUUAUUCGUAACCCUAACUACCCGCUUGAUGCCGUCGAUAAGUUAGAAGAGGCUACCAUGCCCAAGGUUGAAGCAUGGCUAGCUAAGAAGGUCGCUACGGAGACGAACAACAACUGUACGCUAGAAAAUGCGAUCGUACGGAGGGAAUGGAGUGACCUUUCCGAGGAAUCAAGACAGGAAUAUGUCGCCGCCGUCAUGUGCUUGAUGAAGUUACCUCCUACAGUGGACAAGGAGAGGUUCCCUGGAGCCUUAAGUCGAUACGAUGAUUUUGUCGCGUAUCAUAUGACACACGCCAUGCAGCUUCACGAUAACCUACACCUGUUUGGCGCACACAAGUACUAUGUCUGGCUCUUUGAGAAAGCGCUUCGCGAGGAAUGUAACUAUACCGGUUACCAGCCUUACAUGAACUACGACCGCUAUUCGGAAGAUCCUCUCAACUCCCCCCUCCUCAAUGGUAAUGCAUCCAGUUUAGGAGGCAACGGUGUUCUAGAGCCUACCUACAAGGGUGUUUCGCAGCCCGGACGUACUCCCAACAUCAAGUCGGGAGGUGGUGGAGGCUGUGUCACUGAAGGACCUUUCUCGGACAUGGUCGUCAGCCUUGGCCCUACCUCAAUGUCAACGGCGACCGGUAUCGCCAAGAAUCCAAGACCCGACGGCACCGGCUCGAACCCGCGCUGCCUGCGCCGCGAUGUCAACCGCAAUGCGGCCAUGGGGGCCAAAGCCGACCGUGCUUUCCAUCUGAUCAACGAAAACAAGGAAAUGGAUGGCUUCUACAACGAGCUUCUAGGAACCCCACCACCGAAGAACGACCCCUAUCCCUGGGACCCGGGUGGUGAUCCAUUCACCUCGCCCGGCGACCCGCUCUUCUACUUCCACCACACCGCACUCGACCGUCUAUGGUGGAUCUGGCAGAUGCAGGACCCGGAGAAUCGCCUCAACGCUGUCCCAUCUGGCAACAUGUCCAUGCCGAUGCACAAGAACCGACGAGCGGACGACCCUAUGGACCCCAUGGAGACUAUGGUUGAUAUGGAGUGGCUUGGGCCCCCGAUUAAGCUUGGAGAGACGCAUGACCAACUCGGCGGAUACGAUGGUGCUUUCUGCUAUGUCUAUGUUUAG
Daldinia childiae is the source of this 1533-nucleotide messenger RNA. Its product is annotated as putative tyrosinase central domain-containing protein. The coding region runs from base 1 to 1533 and encodes 510 amino acids. The transcript has 7 exons. Gene Ontology annotation, molecular function: oxidoreductase activity. Lineage: Eukaryota; Fungi; Ascomycota; Sordariomycetes; Xylariales; Hypoxylaceae. The record is from RefSeq and is a predicted model, not a curated record.